Messenger RNA from Thamnophis elegans (Western terrestrial garter snake), 3714 nucleotides. RefSeq names its product zinc finger protein 850-like. NCBI's taxonomy places the organism in Eukaryota, Metazoa, Chordata, Lepidosauria, Squamata, Natricidae. The coding region runs from base 643 to 3198 and encodes 851 amino acids. The transcript has 3 exons. Gene Ontology annotation, biological process: regulation of DNA-templated transcription. The record is from RefSeq and is a predicted model, not a curated record. Gene Ontology annotation, molecular function: RNA polymerase II cis-regulatory region sequence-specific DNA binding; DNA-binding transcription factor activity, RNA polymerase II-specific.
CUUCUUCCGGAUCAUUCAAGGAAGGAUGUUGAUGUGCCGAGUGGCUUUUGUGCUCUUCUCAGGAUCGAAACAGCAUCUGGAAGGCAAACAUGAUGCCGGAAGACCACACUGGACAACUGAGACUAACAAGCAAUAUUGAAAAGCAAAGCAGAUUGAGGCAGAAAUGAAAAUAUUCUCUAUUUCCAUCAGAAAAACCACAGAAUUCUCCUUCCAUAGCAGGUGAGAGACGAAAGAAAAUAAGAGAUUUCGAGUUGGAAAAAGUAGAUUAUGCAGAACUCAAGGGCACAAUACACUAAAAGGUCAAGAGACAUAAUAUUUCCAUUCAGAAAGAGGGAAAUAUCUGGAAGUCAGUGGGGAGGAAAAAGUCAAUUGGAUAGGCAUCUAGGGCAGACAGUAAUAUAGGUGUUGCCCUGGAAGAAAGAAAGGGCUUAAAUCAAAGCACCACUCAACAAGGGAUCACAUAUAUUUUUGUUCUUCUCAAGAAUAUCAGUUGUGGAAAAGCUCCGUAGGUGUGCCUAUUAUAGAAAAAACAGACUUCAAAUUGUAAGUGAUUACACAGGGGAGAAUCUACUCUGAAGAAAAGCACAUAGAAAUUAUCUGAAUGUGGCAAAAGCGUUUCUCCAAACAGAUCCAUUUUGGCUCAUGAAAGAAUCCACUCAGAAGAAAUGUCCUACAAGUGCUUCCAAUUUGGUAAAACCUUUAGCGAAAAUGGCAAUGAUGAUACAUCUGAAGACUCACAGCAGGGAGAAGCCGUAUGACUGUCCAGAUUGCGGGAAACAUUUCAUUGGAUAUUCCCUGCUCGUGAGACACCUGAGGACCCACACAGGGGAGAAACCCUUUGAAUGUACUGUUUGUGGGAAAAGUUUCAGUCAGGAUUAUAACCGGGUGAAACACCAGAGGACUCAUACAGAGGAGAAACCCUUUGAAUGUCCUGUUUGUGGGGAAAAUUUCAGUAAGAAUUCUGUCCUGGUGAAACACCAGAGGACUCACACAGGAGAGAAGCCCUUUGAAUGUCCUGUUUGCGGGAAAUGCUUCAGUCAGAAUUCUGUCCUGGUGAACCACCAGAGGACUCACACAGGAGAGAAACCCUUUGAAUGUCCUGUUUGCGGGAAAUGUUUCAGUCAGAAUUCUAACCUGGUGAACCAUCAGAAGACUCACACAGGAGAAAAACCCUUUGAAUGUCCUCUUUGUGGGAAAAGUUUCAGUCAGAAUUAUGACUUAGCGAAACACCAGAGGACUCACACUGGAGAGAAACCCUUUGAAUGUUCUGAUUGUGGGAAAAGUUUCAAUCGGAAUUUCACUCUGCUGAAUCAUCAGAAGACUCACACAGGAGAGAAACCCUUUGAAUGUUCUGAUUGUGGGAAAGUUUUCAGUCGAAAUUCCACUCUGCUGAAUCAUCAGAGGAUUCAUACAGGAGAGAAACCCUUUGAAUGUUCUGAUUGUGGGAAACGUUUUACUCAGAAUUACAACCGGAUGAACCAUCAGAGGACUCAUACAAGAGAUAAACUCUUUGAAUGUUCUGAUUGUGGGAAAAGUUUCAAUCAGAAUUCUGACCUCUUGAACCAUCAGCGGACUCACACAGGAGAGAAACCCUUUCAAUGUCCUGUUUGCGGGAAAUGUUUCAGUCGGAAUUCUGUCCUGGUGAACCACCAGAGGACUCACACAGGAGAGAAACCCUUUGAAUGUCCUGUUUGUGGGAAAAGUUUCAGUCAGAAUUGCACCCUGGUGAACCAUCAGUGGACUCACACAGGAGAUAAACCCUUUCAAUGUUCAGAUUGUGGGAAAAGUUUCAGUAGGAAUUCCCAUCUGCUGAAUCAUCAAAAGACUCACACAGGAGAGAAACCCUUUGAAUGUCCUGUUUGCGGGAAAAGUUUCCGUAACAAUUACAGCCUGAUGAGCCAUCAGAGAACUCACACAGGAGAGAAACCCUUUCACUGUCCUCAUUGUGGAAAAUGUUUCCGUUACAAAUCCAACUUGGUAAGACACCUGAGGACCCACACAGGGGAGAAACCCUUUGAAUGUACUGUUUGUGGGAAAAGUUUCAGUCAGGAUUAUAACCGGGUGAAACACCAGAGGACUCAUACAGAGGAGAAACCCUUUGAAUGUCCUGUUUGUGGGGAAGGUUUCAGUAAGAAUUCUGUACUGGUGAAACACCAGAGGACUCACACAGGAGCGAAACCCUUUGAAUGUCCUGUUUGCGGGAAAUGUUUCAGUCAGAAUUCUGUCCUGGUGAAACACCAGAGGACUCACACAGGAGAGAAACCCUUUGAAUGUCCUGUUUGCGGGAAAUGUUUCAGUCAGAAUUCUAACCGGGUGAACCAUCAGAAGACUCACACAGGAGAAAAACCCUUUGAAUGUCCUCUUUGUGGGAAAAGUUUCAGUCAGAAUUAUGACUUGGUGAAACACCAGAGGACUCACACUGGAGAGAAACCCUUUGAAUGUCCUGUUUGUAGGAAACGUUUCAGUCAGAAUUCUCACCUGGCAAAACACCAGAGGACUCACACAGGAGAAAAACCCUUUGAAUGUCCUCUUUGUGGGAAACGUUUCAGUCAGAAUUCUGACCUUGCGAAACACCAGAGGACUCACACAGGAGAGAAACCCUUUGAAUGUUCUGAUUGUGGGAAACGUUUUAGUCAGAAUUCCAACCGGAUGAACCAUCAGAGGACUCAUACAAGAGAUAAACUCUUUGAAUGUUCUGAUUGUGGGAAAAGUUUCAAUCAGAAUUCUGACCUCUUGAACCAUCAGCGGACUCACACAGGAGAGAAACCUUUUCAAUGUUCUGUUUGCGGGAAAAGUUUCAGUCGGAAUUCCAGUCUGCUGAAUCAUCAGAUGACUCACACAGGAGAGAAACCCUUUGAAUGUCCUGUUUGCGGGAAAAGUUUCAGUCAGAAUUGCAGCCUGAUGAACCAUCAGUGGACUCACACAGGAGAGAAACCCUUUGAAUGUUCAGAUUGUGGGAAAAGAUUCAGUCGGAAUUCCAAUCUGCUGAAUCAUCAGAAGACUCACACAGGAGAGAAACCCUUUGAAUGUCCCGUUUGUGGGAAAAGUUUCAGUAACAAUUACGGCCUGAUUAACCAUCAGAGAACUCACACAGGAGAGAAACCCUUUCACUGUCCUCAUUGUGGAAAAUGUUUCAGUUACAUUUCCAACUUGGUAAGACAUCAGAGAAUUCACAGAAUUUCCCCUUUGCAUGUGUAGUACGUGGGGAAAGUUUCAAUGAGAAUUCUGACCCUGUGAAACACCAGAGGUCUCACACAGGAGAGAAACCCUUUGAAUGUCCUGUUUGUGCCAAAAAUUUAUAUCAUAAUUUGAACCCGGUGAUAUACUGGAGAUCUCACAGAGGAGACAAAUCUGUCUGUGGAUGAUGCUGGCCUAAAUUGUUCCUUUUUGUCCACAUGGAGAUCCAACUGAGGGAAAAGUUGAUGAUUUUAGAGAAGGCUUGAAUUUCAUUUCUCAUCUCAUUAGGAAUGUUAGGUGAAAACCUAUUUCAGAAUUAGACUUGAAGUGGAUAGAAAAGGAAAUGGACAAGGGCUAACUACCAGUUUCUCAUUAUCAACAGCAAAUUUGGAUGAUGUUUUUUGUAUAUUGAGGCCUAAGCUCCACUACCCCACCUUUUGGGUACCCACCAGCAUUUUCCUAUUCCCACUGGGUCCCUGCAAUUGUUAGGCCUGACUCCCAACCCAUCAGGCAUAACAACAUCCUUCUUCUCCAUAC